This is a messenger RNA of Pomacea canaliculata, 4933 nucleotides long. Its product is annotated as RYamide receptor-like. Gene Ontology annotation, biological process: neuropeptide signaling pathway. The transcript is spliced from 2 exons. The record is from RefSeq and is a predicted model, not a curated record. The coding region runs from base 1852 to 3375 and encodes 507 amino acids. Gene Ontology annotation, molecular function: neuropeptide receptor activity. Gene Ontology annotation, cellular component: membrane. NCBI's taxonomy places the organism in Eukaryota, Metazoa, Mollusca, Gastropoda, Architaenioglossa, Ampullariidae.
UCACUCGUGCAAGUGACGCCGUCAGCGGCGAGUGCACGAAACCCAAACACGCGCUUCAAACUUUUCCUUAACUACAACUUGUUCUGUCAACUCACAGUGCGUGGCCCUCUGGUUGUAGUCACAGUGGUGGCUGGCAAAACUUUGAUGUUUUGAUGCGAAACACGCCCGCGAGCGACAACACCCUCUCUCACGCUCGUACCUUUCAGCUGUCACGUGGCUCGGCAAAGUUUUCUCACGAGCCAUUCGGUGUGACUGCGCCAGUCCGCUCUCAGUUUUGGCCAACAGCAGCUGCGUGGUAUGUUUGCCAGCUGUACGACCAGCCAGCUGAUUGCCGCCUGAGGCUUUUAUGACAUCGGAUACAUUUCCUGUAUUAACUUAUAUCGCCAGUGAAAUCUCAAGUCUCGUGCAGGAGUGGUGUGACGGACAAAAUGUCUCUGGGAACCUUUGGUAUAACGGAAUUUGUUUUGCAGUUCUGGAGCCUCAAAAACUUCUUCACACACCAGGCGGUUAGAAACUGAAAAAAGUUGUCGUUGUUUCUCUUUUGGUGCUUUAUUCGUGGAGAAACUUUUUGUGGGUCAAGUCCCAACCGUGUGGUCAAUGUCUUGAAUUUCUUUCAUCUGACGAUUUAAGAUGACGGAGUGUGGCCUGGUCUGGAACAUCAGGUCUGACUGGAACUUCGGACACUAACGGACAUUUAGUGUACAAUCAGUUCUGUGUUAUGUAAGGUUUGACUGACUGGUUAAUGUAACCAGUUCCGGUGAUGCCACCUCCUCCAGGGGAGGCUUACAUGUCAGGACAUAGGUAUGUGUCUUGUUUUCUUGAUUACUAACCUCAUUUGCCGAUUCUCAGAAAAUUCAGAGAGAUUUACUGGAUGUUUAAGAAGAGUUUAACUCAAACAUGUGCAGUGAAUGAAAAUAGAAGAAUCAAUAUCUUCUAAUGUCAUUGAAGAAAAUGACACUGACUGAUCGGCCACGAAUUUGACUGGUUCAUUAUCCCAGAAUGCAGCUAUCGUUCACAGCAUCGAUCUGAGACAGGAACAAAUUUUUAAAAAAAACUAAUUAAAAUUGACAUUGAAGGACUGUAUGAUUAGUUUUAUCGGUCUUCAGGGCUGUGCACUCAGCCAUGAUGCGUUUCUUCAUUCCAUUUUCAAGUGAAACGCAAACAGCGGGUGGGAAGGCCAGUGGCUAUCGUUACGAUCGUCGAGGAAAAUCGAGUGAAUGAGAUCGAUUCCUCGCAGCAGCCAAGAAGUAACGUCACGUGUCUGUGUCACGUGACAACAGAGGUUCUAAGCGAGAUGAUGUAAAGAGAGACUCCGGUAUGAGUUUUAGGAGGACGUCAGGCAGAGACGUUUUAAACAGACACCACUGACAUCCGACAUUAAAAUCGGGGAGCAUUCAAUAAACGCUGCAGGACCGGAAGGACCGAGGGUUAGCAACCAUUUUUUUAAAGGUAGAUGUUUGUAGAUCUUGCUUAGCAGCAAGCAAUUUCUUACAAACAGCCAAGAAAUAUUUUCAGAGUAGAACAAGAGAUAAAUCCUUGUGGCAGCUUAGGCUGUCCCUGUACUUUACUGAAAUAGCCUCGUAGAAGUGCGUCACUGAAGUAACCGUAUAGGAAGUACGUCACCCUGUAUAUAUAUAUAACGAAAUGCUUUGUGAGCCGAAACAGUAGAGUUUGAUUUCCCGAGAAAAGACACACGGGAAAUGAAAGCAAAAGCGGGUUUCGAUUAGGUCUAGUGGGUGGACACGAGAACCUGCGCCAUCAGACUUGUUGCCGUUGGACUUCCCUGUGACUUGGCUGAUCGAAGCCUCCCUUUGCUUCAUGACACGUGAAUGACUUUGUACAUCGCGGGCAAUGAUCUUGAUAGCCUACAACGUCUCGGCUCACGCCGGCACCGGGAUGAGCCUACAGGAUGGCGAUGGACUGGACAGGCUCGUGGACUACGCCAGCCUCGCCUUUGCCAACGUCUCGGCGAAGGGCAGGAACCUCACGGACAUCACACCGCAUCUGUUCAAGGAGAUCAAACCUUUCAUCAUCUUCAUGUACACGGUGGUCUGUUUGAUGGCCGUGGUGGGCAACUCCUGCGUCAUCUACCUGGUGGCCUCUCACCGCCGCAUGCGCCAUGUCACCAACUUCUUCAUCGCCUCCUUGGCCGUGUCCGAUGCCCUGAUGGCCGUCGUGUGCAUCCCGAUGACCUUCUGGGCCAACGUGCUGUUGGACUACUGGCCCUUCCCGGCCAUCUUGUGCCCCCUCGUGACUUACUUCCAGGCAGUGAUUGUCUUUCAGAAUGCCUACACCAUGUUGGCCAUGAGUAUCGAACGCUACGUCGCCAUCAUGCACCCCUUCCUGCAACGGCUGACCACCAAACAGUGCUUCCUACUCAUCGGCGGGUGCUGGCUGCUGGCCUUCGGGACCCCAGUUCCCACGGCCAUCGUGUCCCGCCUGGUGCCUAGCAACCUGUCGACGGUGGAGGACAACGAGACUCGGAGUAACUGUUACGAGGUGUGGGAGUCUGAGCAGCAGCGCUUCACCUACUCCAUGACCAUCAUGGUGCUGCAGUACUUCGUGCCGCUGGCCGCGCUGAUAUACACCUACAGCCGCAUCGUCCACGUCGUCUGGCUCAAAGACGUCUCCCACCACGGGUCUGUGGGCGGCAGCUUCGUGGGGGACUACGGCGGCGGGGGAUCCUGCCGGCCGGUGUUGCCGCACCGAGAGAGUGCCCCAGGGAUGGAGCUUAGGAGUGGAGGCUUCGUGGACCCGCGGAAAAAAGUCAUCAAGAUGAUGAUCACAGUGGUGAGCAUCUACGCCAUCUGCUGGCUACCCUUGCACGUCAUCACCAUCGUGGGCGACACCUACCCGGCCAUGUGGGAGUUCAUCUACAGCCGCUACAUCUGGGUCUUCGCCAACUGGCUGGCCAUGUCGUCGUGCGUCUACAACCCCAUCAUCUACUGGUGGAUGAACCCCAAGUUCCGCGAGGGCUACGAGUUCCUUUUGAGGAACAUCAAGCUGUACUGCUGCAUGAACGGCAGGGAGAGGAUGAACCUGAUGCUGGACAGUCGGGGCACCUACAACAGCAUGUACUCGCAGGCGGGCUACGAUUUCCCUACAAGGAUCCACAGGAGUGAGAGGAAUGGAGGCGGAGGAGGCGUGGGUCACGGAGGACGGCGCGAGGACGGUGUUGGCGGAAAUGACGUCGGAAACGGAGAAAGUUCGGCGAGACUCGGGAAAGCUCCAGGUCACCGGCAAAAUGGCGUCACCUUUAAAUUUGAGGGCGGAAACGGGGAAACGUUUCCGCUGAAGAAUUUGACCGGCGAUGUCGAGAACGGUAGAUGCUCUGACGACGAGCACUCCGACGGUGGCGAAGUCGCUGUUCUCUAAAGUGGAGACGAGGUCAUGUGACUUUCUUGCACACGUCGUUUAAAGCCGACUGCAUCAUUGCGCAUGUCUGCUCAGACCCAAGUUUACGUUUGCGCAUGUCUGCUAACAUCACAUGGAUGGUGAUUUGUUUCUCGAGUUUAAGGUGUUCGAUUUGAGACUGAUGUUUCAUCUUUUCCGUUUGGAGAGUUUUUUAAAUGCAGAAAAAAAACUCAAAAAACCAACAAAACUCAACGCAGUUAAAAAAACAUUGCUGGGAAGAAACCAACAGUCCAUGUUAAUUAAAUGGCUGCGUUAAGGACGGAUUUUUUUCAUAUUUCUUGGCAGGAAUUUAAGAAUGUUCACAGUAACACUACUUGAUAUAAUUUUUUUUCGGAAGUGAGCAAUACUUGAGAUUCUUCUCUAUAAUUAUGCUCUUUCCUUCCUUCGUUCUUUUUUUUUUUAGACUUUCUUGUUGAUUAUUAGUCACUGUCCGCACUGUGUUCUUUCUGAUUCCCAUGUUAACAAUGUUUUCGCUGGCAUGUGUGGUGUCAUAGAUACAUGAGUGGCAAAACAUUUACCUACUGAUAUAUAUAAGUUAAGUGCUUCUUUUAUAUACUAGUGUAAUGGUUUGAUAUGAGCUUAUAUAUAAUACAUAUUUGCACAGUGUUGUCUGUCCUGUAUUUCGUCCAAGACAUGCUCGAUAUAUGUUUCCUAAACAAGCAAUUUUUUUUAAUGUUGUGAUGCAUAGUAUUGUGUUAUCUAUUGAAAUGUUUCGUGGAAGUGCUGAAAGUUAAAGAAAUGGGAAGAAAACUGUGCAAGCGCAAAUGAAGGGUCGGCUACAAAUAAGCAACGAAAAGAGGGCCUCGUCCCUGUUCUACGGUUUUUUUUAAAAAGUGGCAUCCUUGCUUACAGUGGAUCGUGGACGGAGCUGAACAGUGAAAUGUGAAUGAAUACAGUGGAAAGGAGAACACGAACAUGCCUGCCAACAUCAUUCUUUGGAUUGGAUGUCUUCACAGUGUGGAUGGACUCACGGAGUCUCGUUCUAUGCGUGUGAUUUCACAGUGCUUGAAUCCACCGACACAUCCACAUGCUCACCUGUACAGCGUGUGUCUACCUGUGUUCUAGGUUGGACAGGAACCGCUUAGGGCAACUGUAAAUUCUCAGUGCCAUCCCAUUCAGCUUCUUUCUACUGUCAAUCAUGCUGAACGACUUCAAACUGGAUAGGUCAAGAUCCUGCUUUUCUUCUUCUCGUUAAGCGGCUAUGCGAAUGGGGCAAUAAACCGCAUCCUUCAGUUCUUGCCAAAAAAGACAGAAAAAAAAAAACAAAAUAAAACAAAUAAGUAGGAACGUACUCUGACGUCAGUGCUCUGGCCAUGUUUUUGUUUACCAUGCAGGUGAUACAGAUAUAUCAAGGAGAUUGAAUGGACUUCGUGAUAUGGGCGCAUCGUGCUUUAAUAUUAACUACUCACUGCCGAGAUGUGACUUAGGUGUGUAUUUGCCAGUUGUAACCCAAGGCUUAUUUUUGUGUGGGAUGACGUCUGCACUGGGCUUGUGACAAUUAAACAUCGCGUUGCAUGCA